AAACCCCGAACUGACUAAAUAGAAGUAGCUGCAGCAUACAACACACACAGAAAAACAGAAGUGGUAACUUUUUCAUUUCCGCCCGCCCAAUUCAACUGACAUUCAUUUUGAGAAAUUAACGCUUGCAACGACAAACUAGAAUAACCAGAUUCUGUUAACCACUCCCCUCCUGACAAACUAAGAACGGACAGCAGGAAAGCUGCGAUGCCUUGUCAUGUUGGAAGAGCAGCGGGAACAUGAGGACAGGAGCAGUGACAUUAUUGCAUUUCACAAUAAUGAAUUCUAUAUCGCCGUUAUGGAUGAGGACGUGGGGCGUAUUGAAGAAUUGUCAGAAAAGCAUGGGAGCAACCUUCCCAUCCAGGUCCAGGACGGUUUACCUGGAAAAGUUUUCUGGAAGGGCCGUGCUAUCCGCCCCCUUCAUUUGGCUGCCUCUUACAGAAGAGUAAAGAGCAUGCAGAGCCUACUGUCAUCAGGAGCAGACCCUGAAAUGAGGGACGAGCUUGGUCGAACCACAUUGCACUUGGUGAUAACCAGUUGGCCAAGGAUCCUGACUCCUUGGGCAAAACCAGAUUCCAAGCUCCAGGCUGCUGUGAUCGUUAUGCAUAGGAAGGCAGAGGCCUGUCUACAGCUCCUCUGUGAGCAUGGUGUUAACAUCAAUGCAGAGGUAGAGGGAGCGAGUCAGGAGACUGCUCUCCACCUAUCAGUGCGCUACGCUGCUCUGUCUGCUGUCCAAAUUCUCGCCAGCUAUGGUGCUGAUGUCAAUGCCGUGGACAACAGAGGGAUGACGCCCCUGCACAUGGCCGCCGGGAUCCUCCAUAAGGAUACUAUCGCCAACUUGAUCAGGCAGGGAGCCGAUAUCAACACGGGGGUGAAGCACUCGGGAAACACUGCUCUGCACCUCGCUGCCCUGGCAUUGGCUACGAAGACCAUUAAAACCCUGGAAGACAACAUAAGCUGCAUCUCUGAGCUGCUGGAGCAUGGGGCCGAGCCCAACGCAGAGAACGGGGCUGGAAUGACACCUUUUCAGGAGGCGUGCGGCAUGGGCAACAAGGAGCUGGUGGACCUGUUGCUUGGCUACGGCGCGAACAUCAACAAGCUGAGCCGAACAGGGGAGAACUGUCUGUUUCUGUUUCUGGACCACAGGCCUAAUGUGAGGAAUAGCCCCCUGCUGGGGAAGCUCCUCAGCCUGACAUCCCCGCUCACCGUCUACAACCUAAACGGCAACCUGCCCUCAACCCUGACAUUACCAUGUUUCUUCAAGCAGAGAGAGCAGCUACUAAAACUCAUUCAGCAGCCAAGAAAGCUUCAGGAUAUUUGUAAGAGUCACAUUUAUCUGAAACAUGUCCGCGGCGAGAAUGGGGAAUUAAAAAAAUUGCUGCCUGAGAGGCUGUAUGACUUUGUCUUCAACUACUGGGAGAACAUACACAACAUCACCUUUGUAACUGCUGACGAACGGGACUCGUUCAGUGACACGUUCUUUAUUACUCCUAGUUGACCCCUGCGUGUCACAGAAAGCCGCAGGUGACUGCAAACAUUUGUGUUAAGCUGGACUAGAGAGACAACUUGUCAAAUGAAACCCACGACAGCAUCUUACCUUCAGGUCCCUGUGAAUGAUUCCUCUGGAGUGAAUAUACUCCACCCCUUCAAGUAUGCUUCUCAACAGGUUGAGAGUAGGUUCAGUAUCAACACCACCAUAAGGACCUGAAAAUACAACCAGUGGGUCAUAAGGACAUGAAGCAAAUGGGAUUCAACAAGUGCGACCUUUACCUUCACUCUACUCCAACAGGACUUGACUAGUCUGUAGACUGGUUCACAUCAUUCAUCAACUGUUUUCUGGUGUUUUCUGGUCUCAUCCAAUAUCUACCACCUAACUAUACUGCAUCCUAGUGACUAUAUAGAAAUUUAGCCUUCUUUAUAUAAGACAACAGAUAUUUGACUUUUCCUAUUUUAGGACUCCCCUGAAUUUAUUGGAAAUAGUUGAAUUUUUUUUGUUUUCAAUUUACUACUUGAAAGAUUUGUCGAUCAUGUGCUGUUGUGAAAUCCACAUUUGUGUUGUUCCUUUCUAUCAAAAAUAGAGCUGGUAGUUUUUAUAUUGUUUAAAUGUGAUUCCCCCCCCUUGAGCAAUUUUAUUUUUCUCUGAGCCAAAAUCAACAGCAAGUAGAAUCAGCUCACUAUUUUUGCAUUAUUUCUGCUAGCCAAACCGUUCACUUGGCCACUAUCAUUAUUUGAUUAUUAGUCAUAUUUAUCCCAUGUAAAUAGAUAAUAGUAAAUCAUUUUUUAUUUUUAUUUUAGUCCCAGUUGUUGCUUCUGUUUUCUUUUGAAGAAGAGACUGGCGAGCCAUUGCAUCUUAAGUGAUCGAUUCAAUUAAACUGCCGAGAUUUGUAUAUUACAAAUCUGCUAUGAUGCUAAACAAUAUAAAAUUGUGUUUCUUUUGAAUAAAUGAACACUGUAUUGGAACAGUAUAUUAUUACAGGAUAAUGCAUAAUGUGUGAAACAAUUACAUUUGGUUUGUUCUUC
Scophthalmus maximus (turbot) is the source of this 2517-nucleotide messenger RNA. Its product is annotated as ankyrin repeat domain-containing protein 61. Lineage: Eukaryota; Metazoa; Chordata; Actinopteri; Pleuronectiformes; Scophthalmidae. The record is from RefSeq and is a predicted model, not a curated record. The transcript is spliced from 5 exons. Gene Ontology annotation, molecular function: protein binding. Bases 215 to 1495 code for a protein of 426 amino acids.